UCACCGCUAUAUAACAAGAGGGGGGGUUUCCUCUCCACCCCUUGGCCGCCUCUUUCCAUCUCAUUCAUUUGUCUCCCACCCAAUCUCAUACAGGAACUUCUCUCGCCGGUCGCCGGCGGCCUGGUUUCGGCGCCUGCUGCCGACCUAUGGCCUCCUCACCCUGCCUCGCCGGCGGUGAUGUAUCUGUGACUGCAGAGGACGGCCUUGGUCUCGGCAGGGAUGUCUCUGUGGCCGUCCUCUAUAGUGGAGGGACGUCUGGCCUUGGUCUCUGCAGCCGGCCGGCAAGUUGCCGGCUUUAGCCCUUGGCGAGGUCUCUGACAUAUGGCCUCGUACCUGGCCUCGCCGGAGGAGUCUCUUUGGCCGGCCUGUACAGUCGAGGGACGGUGUUGGUCUCUACAGCCGUUCCAUGGUGCCAGCUUGAGCCUGGCCUCUGACUGCGACGACUGAGGCAGGCGCAUGUGUGACCGGUUGAUUUACGACGGCGGCCACCUCCCAUGGUGUGUCUUGGCGACAUGCUAUCUGUGGCCUGCAUCAACGGUGGCCGUGUCCCACGCCGCCGGCCGUAGCAGCAAUCGUUCUCCUGGCUGGGUUGGCUUGUGCGGCGAAGGCCCGAGUCUACCAAUCCAGCCACUGGCGGCGCCCCGGUAUUCUUGUCAAGCUGUUUGAUUUGAUCCGGUCCGCCAGCCGUUGGAUCCGUCCGGUCCCGUCGGAUCCGUGGGUUCGUGACGGGUCGUUUCUUCAGAUCUGGGAUCUAACAACCGGUAAAAUAUUUUCAUCAUUGUCUUACCUUUUUUUUGUUUAUGUUUGUUUUUCUUUGUCGAUGUUUUAUCCUUUGGUUAAUUCCAUUUGUGUUUUAAUGUCUUCCAGCCUAUUAGUUUUUUCGAACGUUUUCUUCAAUUCUUUUUACUCUUACGAUUCUUCCGUACCAUUUAGUAGCAGCAGUAUUGUUUCGACACAUCCCUCACGGCGCAUUUCCCCUCUGUGUUUUAGCUAAAAAGUACUCCUGGUUUUCUCACUUCUGUGAUUCGGAUGGCCUUUUUUUUGAUGAAAUUCGAUUAUUUCUACCUCUCACAUUUCUGGCCCACUAGCCCGAUCAGAACCAUAAAAAUUACUGGAUGUUCCAAAACACGAACAAUUGGACACAGACCAUUAGCCUCAACGUGCUGGUGCCGGAUUUCCUUGCGAAACACGAACAUUUAGCCGCAGCACAUUAUCCUCGACACGCUGGUAUAAAUGAGCGAUACAGCCUCUCCGAUCUCUUCUUCUCCGCCAAAAUCACGAUUUCGCCGAGCACUUGCGCCGCCACCGCCACCGCCUAGGCCACGGCCACCUCCCCGAUCGGCGUGAUGUCUCAGUCGCCGGCGGCUCCCGCUCCCAAGGCGCCCGCUGCGGCGGGUCCCGCUCCCAAGGCGACCGCACCGGCUGGUCCCGCUCGCAAGGCGCCCGCAGCGGCGGGUCCCGCUCCCAAGGCGACUGCACCGGCUGGUCCCGCUCCCAAGGCGACCGCAACGGCGGCUCCUUCUUCCAAGGCGCCCUCACCUGCGGCUCCUUCUCCAGAGGCGCCCUCACCUGUUGCGCCAGCGGCACGCCCUUCAUACUCGUCUGUGCUAAGGUUGGUCUCCAACAAUUCUGAUGAGGACUUUGACCGUGAAGUUUAUAGGCUUGCGCACUUACGGCCACUUGUUUCUAAAGCUGCAUCGCAGCGUUCUCAAGCAAUGGUAGAUGAUUUUACCAAUUUUAGCUCCGAUGAUGAGUUUGAGUACAGUUCUGGAGUGCUGGUUGAUAGUGUUUUUGAUGUGUUGUGUGAUGACUUUUCUGAUGAGGAUUUUCAAUAUGAAGAAGUUGAUGCAAGGUAUUAUAGGGUCAGUAAGAGAACUCUCAAGGCGGGAGGCCUGGUAGGACUGGAAGGUGGAAAACUUGGUACAGCCUACUACAGGGCCUGAAAUAGAAAGUGAGGUCAUUUGCGGCAAGGAGAAGUCCAUAGCAAGAACAGCACAUGCCACAUUGGACUAGAAACCUACCUUUUCUAGCCAUCGAAAUCACCUUUUCUGCUAUAGUGCUAUUGCCGAUUGGAGUUGUUUUCGAUAUAAAGCUCCACAGAUACAUAGCUUCACAGCCAUCGAAGAUAGUUCGUACUUAGAAUCUACACUCUUUCAUUGUACAUUUUAACCUCGACCAUCGUUAACUUCAUAUUUGUUUGUAUCAUUGCAACGUAUGCUCCGUCGAUCUGCAUCAGAUUCUCUACUUUCUUUGACCAACAUCA
This is a messenger RNA of Oryza sativa Japonica Group (Japanese rice), 2263 nucleotides long. RefSeq names its product predicted GPI-anchored protein 58. Lineage: Eukaryota; Viridiplantae; Streptophyta; Magnoliopsida; Poales; Poaceae. The record is from RefSeq and is a predicted model, not a curated record.